Molecule: messenger RNA, 2307 nt
Organism: Volvox carteri f. nagariensis
Lineage: Eukaryota; Viridiplantae; Chlorophyta; Chlorophyceae; Chlamydomonadales; Volvocaceae
Exons: 5
Coding region: 1-2307 (768 amino acids)
Source: RefSeq, a predicted model, not a curated record
AUGGCUCAUUUCCAUAACUCAUCUACUGGGGGCGGAGACUACGACUAUCCUGACGAUUUUACGGACAUAUCUGACGACCAAGACCUGCCAUUACCGGAGCAGUCAGAAAGCGCUAUCAACGGUGGCAACGUGGACGACGGCGAGUUCCCCUUCAGGGUAGGCGUCCGGGGGACACGCCCGUCUGCUGCGGCCGCAGCCGGAGCCCCGGCUGCAAUCGACUCACACCAGCGGGACCCGUGGAUCAUGCAGCUCGGCACGGGGGAUUCAGGUCCCAGCAGUCCCAUCGCGUCGGGGCUCACGCAGGCGCGCUUCACUGGCAGUGCUAGUAUUGGGGCCGGCAUGGCGCCGCUGCGAAAUACCUCCAUCACAUCCGGGCGGUCGCUAUUCGGACCCUUCGGGUGCAGCAGCCUGCAGCACCGGGACUCGCUGGGAACAACGCAGCCGCACCCGCUGGCGCAUUCAGGGCAGCAUUACCAACACGUUUUGCCACAACAGGCGCCACGCCCCCCUCAGUCGCCGGUGCAGCAGCGGACACAGACACUCACAUCUGAGCAGCAGCAGCGGCCAAGGGACCAGGGCCGAGACCGGCCGAGCCGUACUGAUGCUACCCUGUCGGAAGUGGAUGAGGCCAGUGGCGAAGGCGACGAGGUUGGGGCCGAACGGGGCGGUGCUGACAGGGAUCCUUGGUCGUACCUCGACGCGGAUCCGUUUGUACUCGCCGCGUCGUCCUCCUGCUCCUCGUCCCUUUCCGCGAGCCGUGACCCCAGCCCCCAGCCGCACCCCGCCGCGUCUACACAGCCGUUUCCUAUGCCAUUUGGCAGUCGCGUCAACGGCCCUCGGCCGUGGUAUGAGGAGCCACAAUACGAGCGGCAUUUGGGGCUGGGGCUGGGCCUGGGGUUCGAAUCAGGGCUGGGCCAGCGCAGCAGUGGCAGUUACGGGGCGCGAGGGCUAAUCGAUGAAGAGGAGGACGAGGAGGCGCAGGAGCAGGAGGGCCAGCCGCGCGGGCUCGGUCGAGAGCUAGGCUCCUUCGGGGUGGAGCUUGGGGGGGGGGAAGGGCCGGCUGCGGAUACCCCGCACGGCAGCGGUGGCAGCAGCGAUAGUAGCCACAGCAGCUGGGCUGGGCAGCCCGGCCUUGACCCCGAGUAUGACGGGGCAGGACCGAGUGGCAGCCAGCCUGCUACCACCAUCACGGUUCUGUGGCCUCUGGGUGGCUCCAGGGAUGUUCUCCAUGGCGUCAGCGGUUCGCGGCUGCCGGCAGGGAUGGCGGCCGGGGAGACCAAUUGGGCUCUUGGGAGUUCGGGAGGGGAGUUGCGGCACCGGCACGCAAACCGGGCCCGGGCAAGCGAGCAGAGCGACGGGUGGCGACCGCCACAGGAUGGUGCUGGCACGGAGGAGCUGCAGGCGUCCAUCGGGGGCACCAGCAGCUCGGCUCUUCGGCGCGCUGAAGAGCCCUCCUGGGAGCACCAGUACGGGGGCGGCCUGGGCGCCAGGAGCAGUCUGGGGCUCAGCUAUGGUGGCAACAGCAGCCCCACACAUCGUUAUGGUCAACGCAGCACAUUGGCGGACAGCAACCUCAGCAGCGGCCUCGGGCCCAGCCAGCCAGCCCUCGCAUCCGCCGGCUUCAGAGGCGCGACACCUAGCGGCCUCAGGGUUUACCAUCCUAACGGUUAUAGCAAUGCUGGCGAGCAUGGCGCUGGCGGCGGCGGCGGGCUUGGAGGCGGAAACGGUCUUGGUAGCGCCGGCGGUACAACUCUGUGCUUCACGUCGAUCGACUCGCCGUCCGGGCCGUACGACCGGCGACAUGUUGUGCUGAGGUCAGCGCAACGGCGCAACACCGAGGCCUCUACGCCCAGCGUACGGCAAUACAGCGACGGGCUGGCGGGCAUGCUAACCAAUGCACAGAUCCAGGAAUGGAUGAGCCAGCACGCAUCGCGGUUGCUGCUGCCCAGGCACAUGCAGGAGAUUGCGGACAUUGUCUUUCGGCCGCCCAGCGCGGUGCCAGAGAAAAAGCCGCUUAAGCACCAACCCAGUGGCGUCACCACGUUGCCACCGCCGGUGGUGCUGGGCGGUCGCUACCCUCCUCUUCACGUGAGCCGCCUAGCCAAUGACGCGGCCUUUAUAUCGGGGCUCCUGGCUUGCCUCAGCGGCGUGGACCCCGCCAACAGCCGGGUACAGGCAGUGAUUACAGCGCUUCAGGGCAAGGACGUGGUGGUUAUGGAGGAGGCUGAGGGAGGCGAGGGCGAAACGGCUGGGAGAUUUACGCUCACUAAGAGCCUCCGGCCGCCUUCACGAAUCCAGCCCAAGUAA